AUGCACGUAAACAAUGACGCCAUCGAGAAGAACGCUUCAAACAUGUAUGCAGCGUCACGGCCGGUAGAAACUAGCAGGGAUUCUCCCAAAAGGCCCUCGAUAAGUCCUCCAGUUGUUAAAGGAACAGGGAAGCCACAACGGAUACAAGAGUUUCAACCUCUGAAGUGCCGAUGUGAACGGACUUUCGUCGGAAUUGCCGAGUUUGUCCUACACGCCCAGACGUGUACUGAACUUGUCAUUACAACAGAAAACGCUGUUGACUUGAGCUUCCAACCACAACAAUCAAUAAAACCCGACUUCGUUAAGGUUCCCCCACCACCUCUAACAGACGCGUUGGACCUUCGAGUUCGAGAGCACGGCUCGACGGCAACGGUUCUUACUACCUCAAGCCCAACAUUGACUUGUCCAGAGUGCAAGGUGAACGCUGUGAGUCAUGUGCAAUUGCUGCGCCACUUUGAAUCGGCACAUGGGGUUUAUGGAAGUUACUCAUGUUCUUGUGGAGUGGAGUUUGAAUGGCUUCCCGCAUUUUUGAGUCAUUACCUACUGUGUCCUACGGCAGCACCUAAAAAACUGCAGCACCCAACCUUUGAUAACAAUUUCAUCAAAAAACAUCUCCCUGCACAUUGCAAAGUUACGAAACCGCCUCUUGUCAGCUCUCAUCCACAUGCCGAUCUUUCACGCCCUUUUAAGUGCUGUCACUGUGUGAAAUCGUUUAAGUCGAAAGCGCUUCUCGACCAGCACAUGCAUAUUCACUAUCCCCCAAAGUAUACGUGUCGAUAUUGCGCAAAGAAGUACCGCUGGCCUCCUGUUUUCUAUCAUCACCAGCGUACCUGCAAGAAACGACCUGCUACAGCAUCGACCGGUGCUUCCACAGGUGCAAGAACUACAGAGCCUGCACAAAGCCGUGGUUUUGUCCCUCGCAACUCACAAACACCCGCAUACCAGUUUCCCAUACCUUCAACACCAAUCACAAUCCAAAACCCCUUUCUGCUCAGCACUCCAUCGCAGGAGCCUCGUCCCUCGAUACCGCCUUCUCUCCUGCUGCCACCACCACCUCCAUUCGCCAGACCAUGGGAGAGGAAGGAUGCGGGUCCACUGCUAAAUGCCCCAUCACUGCACCUUCCGCAGUUUCCCCUUCCGUUAGGAGCUAACCCCGACCUUUUAAGAUUUCCCGCACCGCCUCCGCCUCCUUUUCCGCCUCCUCCAAUUUUACCAUUUUACGCUUCACCUGAGACCCAAACGCCCAGUUUCGGUGCUGAUGGUGGUUCUGUGAACGAAACCCCAUCACCGGUCACCUGCGUUUGUGGAACUGUCUUCGAGGGUUUGUCGCCGUACUUGGGUCAUAUAGCAACCUGUCCACUUUUUGGACGGGUUUUGAACAUCCCUCCACCAUCACUAGAGGAGCCCAAUUCUGCAUUUUUCCUAGCAAACAUGAUUACUCUGUUAGAAAAGUGCAAACCAGAGUUUUUCCAACGGUUCUGCGACCGAAAUUCACCCUCGUCGGAGCCACAAGAAAGCAGUAUUAAUUCGUGUGGUCAGUGCGGUAAAGAGUUCUCCUCACGCCUAUCACUGAAGCAGCACAUGGAGGGAAAGCACAGUGCUGAAGGGAAAUACCAGUGCCCAGGAUGUGCUAAACGCUAUCGGUGGGGUGCUUCCUAUUACUACCACAAGAAAUCCUGCCCAGCAGUGUCACGCGAUGAUGAAGAACCGUCCUUUGGAGGAGAAUCGUGUAUUUCGCCACCCAAUCCCACACAUCUGGAUGAAAAUGGAAUGUGUGCUGUCUUGCUGUUCCAGUCGACAGCCAAAGACUUGCUGGUGCAACAACAGAACAAUCACCAGAAGCUGUCCGUACCUGCGCAGCAGCAAACGUCGGGCGAGAAUGUGGAGCAGGAGGAGGAGGAGCCAGAAAACAGAAAUGCUGAGGGGUCAAUGAAGGCAAACACUGUCGGGGAAAUGAAUAACGGGCUGGUACCAGAAAAGUUUUGCCCGCCACAUCCAGACACGGACUCAACUCUGGGCUCAACUCUGGUCUCCGCUUCUGUUGCUGCUGCGACUCCCUGA
Messenger RNA from Mesocestoides corti, 2061 nucleotides. NCBI's taxonomy places the organism in Eukaryota, Metazoa, Platyhelminthes, Cestoda, Cyclophyllidea, Mesocestoididae. The record is from the annotation of a GenBank genome assembly.